Carassius gibelio (silver crucian carp) is the source of this 3770-nucleotide messenger RNA. RefSeq names its product chronophin-like. Gene Ontology annotation, molecular function: phosphatase activity. NCBI's taxonomy places the organism in Eukaryota, Metazoa, Chordata, Actinopteri, Cypriniformes, Cyprinidae. The transcript has 2 exons. Bases 352 to 1269 code for a protein of 305 amino acids. Gene Ontology annotation, cellular component: cytoplasm. The record is from RefSeq and is a predicted model, not a curated record.
GAAACAUUAUUAAUUAUAACCAUCGCACCUGCCCAAUUAGAAGUCACAUCUAAUGUCACUAAGCCCCGCUCACUUUUUGUUAAUAUUUAAAUAUGUCGUAUGUAUACUUUUCUGAUUGGAGGACACGGAGAAAAGGCGUGCCCACAGCGAAAUCCAAAUAAUGUGAUUGGAUCGUCUUUAGUCCCGCCUCCACCAGCAGCAGACAGAGAUGGACGCGUUGGUGAACCGUUCCACUGCGUCGCGUUCGGUUCUGCGUUCAUAACCGUUAAAGUACGGGACUUCAGCGCGUUUGAUUAAAACAAACGCAGUUUAUCGCUUGUUUCCAUCGUACUGGGAUCUCAAGCCAGCGAGAUGGCAGACAGCGGCGGCUGCGUGACGCUCCGCGGCGCUCUGAUCCGGGACCUGCUGGACUCCAAACACAACGUGCUGUUCGACUGCGACGGCGUCAUCUGGAACGGAGAAACAGCCGUUACUGGAGCUCCGGAGGUGGUCAGUCUGCUGAAGCAGCGCGGUAAACGCGUGUUCUUCGUCACUAACAACUGCACCAGGCCGCGGGAGAACUACGUGCAGAAGUUCAGCCGCCUCGGCUUCACUGACGUCGCGGAGGAUGAGAUCUUCAGCUCGGCGUACUGCUCCGCCGCUUACCUGCGCGAUGUGGCUCGGCUGGAGGGGAAGGUGUACGUGAUCGGCUGCGGCGGGGUGAUGAAGGAGCUGCGGGACGCCGGGGUGCCGGUGGCGGAGGAGGAGGACGCGGAGCCGGGCGCCAGCAUCUACACCUGUCCGCUGGACCCGGAUGUGAAGGCGGUGCUGGUGGGAUACGACGAGAACUUCACCUUCAUGAAGCUCGCCAAAGCCUGCUGCUACCUGAGGAGCCCCGAGUGUCUGUUCCUGGCCACUGACCCGGACCCCUGGCACCCGCUGAGAGGAGGCAGGGUCACCCCGGGGUCCGGCAGCCUCACGGCCGCUCUGGAGACGGCCAGCAGCAGGAAGGCCACGGUCAUCGGGAAGCCCAGCCGCUUCAUGUUCGACUGCAUCGCCAGCCAGUUCGAUGUGGACCCGGCGCGCUCGCUGAUGAUCGGAGACCGGCUGGAGACAGACGUUCUGUUCGGCAGUAACUGCGGCCUGACCACAGUGCUCACGCUGACCGGGGUCUCCACGCUGGAGGAGGCGCUCGUAUACAGAGACAGCCAGGAGCCGCAGAAGAAGCACUGCGCUCCUGAUUACGUGAUGGAGUCUGUGGCUGACUUCCUGCAGGCUCUAGACGAGUGACAGCUGCACUGUUCCUCAACGUCUGAGAAAACACCACAGAGCUCCACUCAGACAUACGAGACCCUGGAGCACAAAACCAGUUGGUAGGGUCAAGUUUUCUAAAUUGAGAUUUAUGCAUCAUUUGAAAGCUGAAUAGAUAAGAUUGAUGUAUGGUUUAUGAUCAGACAAUAUUUGGCUGAGAUGCAAAUGUUUGAAAAUCUGUAAUCUGAGGGUGCAAAAAAUCUAAAUAUUGAGAAAAUCAUCUUUAAAGGUGUCCAAAUGAAUUCUUAGCAAUACAUAUUACUAAUCAAAAAUUAAGUUUUUAUAUAUUUACAGUAGGAAAUUUACAAAAUAUCAUCAUUGGACAUGAUCUUUACUUAAUAUUCUAAUGAUUUUUGACCCAUACAAUGUAUUUUUGGCUAUUGCUACAAAUAUACCCCAGAGACUUAAGACUGCUUUUGUGCUCCAGGGUCACAUAUUUCAUCCAUUUUAUUUUAUUUUCCUGAAAGGUAAGAAUAUAUAAGGGGUUUAAUUCUUUAUUUAAUUUGUGAAUUUAAAAAAAAAAAAAAUUAAGUUGAUUUUUUUUUUAUUUUAUUAUUAUUUUUUUUUUUUUUUUUUUUUUUGGUGUUCUUUAUUGUUGAAAAGCAUUUAAGAGGACUUAAAUGUUCAUACAUUUUAAAAUUGUCAUAAUUUCUAAAGAUUUUUAAUAAUUUUCUAAAGCUAUCAAAUAAAACAUGAUUAGUGAUGCCAUGAGUGAUAAUGACAAUAAUUAACCUUCAAUUACACAAUAACAUGAAAUAAAAUAAGCCCCUAAAAUACCUUUCAAUAAUACAAAAAAUAUUCCAUUAAAAAUUGUCAUUUUAUUUUUGAAAGGUGAUUUAUAUUUAGUUUUAAAAAGGUAAUCAAGUUUAGCUCCAUCUGUCAGAGGAAUCUCCUCAGAUAAGACUCAUUUAUGCAUCUCAUGCGUUCAACAGACAGAGAGCAGUGUAUUAAAGAGGAUGAAUGUGACUCUUUGAGAAGCAGUCGUGCAUGAGAUGAGCUCUGUGUGUCUGCAGGAGGUGUCUUAAUGACACUCAUCCUGAUGUCCUUGUGUGAAUAUUACCUCUUGUGCUCCGUAGAAAAAUUUUCAUCUGGGUUUAGAGGGGGAGCAACACAAUUUAUAUAUUGAUUAAAUAUAUAUCUCCCCAUUUACUUAAUUUACUUUGUGUUAAGGGAAUUUUAUUAUAUAUUUUAUUCUAUAAUAUAUAAUAUAAUUUGUAUGUAUAAAUGCAUGUGUGUGUGUGUGUGUGUAUGAAGAAAUAUAUUGUCCCCUAAAAUGGAAUUACCUUUUAAUAUUAAAAUAACAUGAAAAAAAAUCUAAGGUAAUAUUUAAGAUUUAUUUUUCAUUUCAUUUUUUAUUUGUUUAUAUACUUUUUUUUCAUAUUUUCAGAAUUAUUUUUAUUCAAAUAUAGUUACAUUAUGGGGAUAAAAUUUCUUUGUGUGUAUGGUGUGUGUGUGCUUUCAAAUUGAUUUGAUAUUUGAAAGGUAAUAAUAAUAAAUGGAUUUAAUUUGUCAUUGUAUAUGAAUUUGUGUGUGUGUGCUUUAUUAUUGAAAUGUAAUUAAAUCACAGUCCUCUUAAAUUCUAUUUUUGAAAGGUAAUAUUUAAUAUAUUUAAUUCAUUUCAUUUUAUUUUCCUAAUUUUUAAUUGUAUUUUUAUUUAUUAUGGGAUUUUUUAUUUUUUUUGUCAAAAUGCAAUAAAUACAAUCCCCUUAAAUUGGACUUUUGGAAGUUAAGUGGAAUAUAUUUUUUUGCAUGUGUGUGUGUCUCUGCCAACAGCUGCUCAGAAGACAAUCAGCUAAUGUCCCUUGAGUCCAACACGAGUUAUGAAGUAAACCGCAUAGGUGAUUAGUUAAGUCUAGAUGAAGCACUGUGCCAAUCCAAAUCUCUACUUGAUAAUGGGACAGUUUAGAGCAGCUUGACCAAUGCAGAAAAUAAUUUAUGUGCCAGCUACUGUACGUGUAUUUAUUUAGCUUUAAUUGCAUUAGUGUUAUCUGACUGAGAUUUGUUAUUCAGAUCUGGAUGAAAAUGUCUGACCUCUGCUCACUUGUUUGUUGAUUGGGUUUUGAAUGCCUUUUAUUAACAAAAGUGACCUUUUUGACUGGAGUAGUUGCUGUUUGAGAGCCUUGUCACAUGUUUUUGAGCUUCACAUGAAGUCGAACCACUGAAUAUGAAACGUGUGUAAAUCUGACGUGCCAAACUCAUCUGUGUGAACGCACUGAAUGUCAACCUGGAUAAAUGAGAUUAAAUCAUAUUGUGGUUUUGAUCCUAGUCGCAGAAACUGGACCCGUUUUUUUAUAAAAACGUAAUCCUGAGUGAUUUCUGGUCAUGGUUUAUUGUCUUUAGACUUUGUCCCCAUUAUGAACAUCUAAUUCUGAACUGUGAUCAUAUUGAAGACAAACAUGCAAAUGCAUCUGCUGAUGGAUUUAAUGCUCUUUAUGUGAUGUGAAUUCACUUUUUUUAAAGAAAUAAAAAUAUGCCUUGUA